CGAACAAUUUUCCUAUCUUAAUUUUUGACAAAUGGUAAUAGGUGUCUGCCUUCAGAAUUCCGUCCGUCCAUAAUUAAAAUUAAGAUCUUUCACCACAAAACAGCUGAAAUAGAAAAAGUAGAAUUGCUCUUACAUGUCUUUCUAAAGAAAUGUAGUGUUAUGAUUACAAGUUAAAAAGUGAUAUGGCAUAGUGUUCAAAUACUUAUAGUGAUUAACUCGUCAAGAUGAGUGGGCGCUCAAAUCGGGGAGUAUUUGGGAAGCUUUUCUCCAAAAAGCAACACAAUAAAGAUGAUCGUGUUACUGAGAUAGGCAUGCCCACCAAUGUCAAGCGGCAUAUACACGUGAGUAAAAACUUGGAGACGGGUAUGUUGGAAGGUCUGCCCGCACCCUGGCUUCGUGUAUUAAAUGCUCAGAUCACACCAGCGGAGCAAAAUGAAAACCCUGAUGCGGCCAUCAAGGCCGUUAUAUUCCAUAUGUACCGUAUGGAGAGGGAGAAAGCAUUGGAUGAACCAUUCAAACCUUUUGUUACACCUGAAGCAAUUACCAAAGAGGAUUUGGAGAUGAAAAAGCUUGUAGACCACAAGAAUGCUCACCAAAGUCAAGAUUCAGAUCUAUCAAUUGGACAAAGUAGCGAAGAUGACGUUGUUCAAAUUGACUCAUUCCCACAAAGACAAACAAUGCCCGCUGCUCCCAUAAAACACAACCUUAAAAAGAAAGAACCACAAUUAGACCUAAGCGCAGUGUUGGAGGAUCUCACUCUAAUCGGAGGUGAGCCUGAGGAGAGUCCUAUAAUGAGGAAGAAGGAAAUCAAUUCUACAUUAACUGAUGAGGAAGUGUAUGAGGAAUUAAGAAGAAUUUGCAAUAAAGAUGACCCAUAUGUUAGGUUUGAGAGGGUGAAGGAUCUUGGUGCUGGUGCUUCAGGUGUCGUAUUCAUCGCCAUCGACAGCAAGGACAAUUCCAAAGUAGCUAUCAAAGACAUAGACUUGACCAAACAAUCCAAAAAGGAACUGAUACUCAAUGAAAUUAAUGUGUUGAAAGACUUCAACCACAAGAAUUUGGUGAAUUUCCUCGACGCCUUCCUGAGUUUUGACCAUCUCUGGGUAGCCAUGGAACUACUUGAUGGAGGCUCUCUCACUGACGUUGUCACAGAAGUGAUCAUGAAGGAAGGACAAAUAGCGGCUGUAUGCCGCGAGACGCUUCAAGCCAUAUCCUUUCUGCAUUCCAAAGGAACCAUACACAGGGAUAUAAAGUCGGACAACGUCCUGCUCGGCAUGGAUGGCUCUGUCAAAGUAACUGAUUUUGGGUUUUGCGCCAAUAUAGUUGGUGAUGAAAAGAGGCAGACAAUGGUCGGCACGCCAUAUUGGAUGGCCCCAGAGGUGGUAACAAGGAAGCAAUACGGAAAGAAGGUAGACAUAUGGUCUUUAGGCAUCAUGGCCAUAGAAAUGAUAGAAGGUGAACCACCGUACAUGAAGGAGACUCCCCUCAGAGCGUUGUACCUGAUAGCGGCGUUGGGUCGACCCAAAAUACCGAGGUGGGAGAAUCUGUCCCCCAAUUUUCAAGACUUCUUGGACAAGUGCCUGCAAGUGGAUGUGGACUUGAGGGCGACGGCGGACGAGCUUCUGGCCCAUCCGUUCCUAGAAUGCGCCAUGGAAUUGAAGACACUGACGCCGCUCAUCAAAGCGGCUCAGAAAAUACUUCACAAGAAUUAUGACUGAGUAUAGACUCUUCCAUUCCUGUUUUAACCAAUUUUGUAGCAGUUUGCAAUUUUGUUUAUAUCUAAUGAUAAGCGAAUGUUCAGGUGCCAAUUUUAUACGAAUAGAUAGAUUGUGAUGGUAUUUUCGCCAAAAAAUAUGUAAAACAUAACAAUAAGUGGUUGAUAAUAGACUGUGGAUACAGAAUAAUAAAAUUGUUGGAUAUAUAAUUAAUAAUUCUCAUAUAAGAACUCAUGGUCAACGAUUUGAGAAAUUUCAAUAAUAAAAAAAAAAAAAAACAAGACAAUAUUUUUAGCAAUAUGUGGACAAUUGACGUUAAAACAAUGCGUACGAUUUUUUUUUUCUUAUAUAUUUAUAAUUGUUUAUUUCACAAAACAGUAUGGUCGUGACAAGCUUUUGUCUUAUCAACACGCCAUAAAGAUUAAAUAACUUAUCUAUUUCUGAUAUAGAUAGAUAUUCAACAUCACGCUAAUACAUACGACAACUUCAAUUAUGACCUGUAAGACUAAACAUGACUAUGUCAUUUAUAUGUACAAUAUACUGCCAUAAUCUCCCUAAUUAUUGGGUAGAAAUAUUAAUUAAGUAAUUGGAAACUUGAAUUUUUGUGACUUAAAAAAAAUCUGUCCAUUAUUUUUGUAAAAAAUUAGCAGGCGCUUUUAAAACAUUACUUCGUUUAUACAAUAUAUUUAAAAAAAAAUAUUAGUAUUAUAACUGAGUAAACUAUAUUACUUUAUGACUAUACAUAUGAAUUCCUUUACAACUAAAUAUGUUUCGGUAUAAAUUCUAGAAAGUUCGACAAGUAUUUACUUUCUUUAUCUUGAACUAUGAAACCUGUUAUUUAGCACACAUAUUGAACGUCGGUGAAUGUAUUUGAUUAUUUUACCAAAAAUGUACAUAAUUAAAUUUUAACUAGUCUUAAUUAUUCAUCGAUGUCAAUGUAUCUAUCUACUGGCGAUGCAAAUUUUCUAAUCAUGCAUAUAUCCUAUCACAUCUACAAAUAGCUAUCAUACAUAGCAAUCUUUGAUAUAAAUCACAUUCCUUGAUAUCACGAAACAGAAAUGGUGUUAAGAAUAUUUUGAUACUACAAGCUUUUAUACAUUUAAAUAGAUACGGUAAGAUUAUUAUUAUAAGACUGUAUGUAACUAAUUGUAUUAUUGAAGGGGUAUUAAAAAUUAUACUCGACAGCCUACGAGAGUCCAUAGGAACCAUUAUUAGUUUGCCCUAUGCAAAUACUUCAAUAUUUUCAAAGUACAUAAUUUUGUUUUGAACAAAACAUAUAUAUAUAUAUAUAUAUAUAUAUAUAUAUAUAUAUAUAUAUAUAUAGUUUUGUAUUAGUAUGUAAAUAAGAAAUUUACAAAACCUAAAUUGCACGCACGCAGUUUUUUUUUAUUUAUUUUAAUUAAUAUUUUAGGCAAUGUAUUAAUGACUUACGAUUAUCAGUCUAGCGUUCGAAAUACGAAACUGGUUUUCCAACUACCGAGCAAUCAAAUCAUAACGCUCUAGAGACAUCAAGUAAAUAUGAUAAGAGAAAACAACGUAAUGUCACGUGUUUAGAAAUAUAAAACUACACAAUAGGCAGAUUGAGACUGCGAAGACGCAGGACUACUGCCCUGAUAGUGUUGUAUUUGCAAACGACACAUAGCGGCAAAACACUCGAAUUGGUAUAAGCAAGGUCGCGAUUCUAUCGUUAUCCUACUGUUGUAUGCAAACAGCUUCAAUCACCUAUAUGAAGCAUUAUUCAAAUAAUAUAACACGUCUGAUGAAUUUACGUCAUUCCUAUAUGGUAAUAUGUGUUAUCUUCGACAUGUGAUAUUGGUAGAAGUUUUGUAUAAAUUAAAUACUGGGAUCGAUUCUGAGAAUAUGUACAAAAAUUUUAUGUAAAGUACUUUUAACUCAAUACUAUUAUAAGUUUAUUUUUUCUAAUGUAUAGAAUAAUAAAUUCGAUGUUGAUAUUGUUAUUUUUAGAGAUCGAACAUAGUGCUUCAGAAUCGACUUCGCCGUAGGUAUACCUAUUAAUACCGUGAACGCUGACAUGUGUACGUUGUUUUAGCCAAAAAGAAGAUACCGAUGAAGUUUUAUAAGAGGCAUAUCUCUUCGAGAUUGGCAACGCUUAAAUAGUAUGAGUAGCACAAUAUAUAAUUUCCAUAACAUUCUUAAUGGUUAAACACCACGUCGUAUAGCGUUAAAGAAAAAAACAGUAAAUCCUGCGUCGUGCAUCAUCUAUACCAUUAAAUUUAUCUAUAAGGGGUGGGAAUUAAAUACAGUACCUAGUAUUUUUCAUAAAAUAUAGAAUGCUAGUUAAUAUUUAAGUUUUAUUUGGGCAUUUAUUGAAUAUUCUCCACCGCGAGUGCCUGUGCUUGGUGAAGCGAUUUAUAGAUAUAUCUAGUUUAUAAUUUGCAAACGCAACGAAAAAUAAUGUAAAUGUAUUGAAUAUUUGCUAUUCUGCUAUAUCUAGUUGGUAAGUUUAUAUACAACAAUGACACUUUUUGAUCAUUUUAUUAUUAUAGAUUUGCCUAUUAUUAAAUUAUUUUUGUAAACUUUAA
This is a messenger RNA of Galleria mellonella (greater wax moth), 4255 nucleotides long. It is a transcript of the gene Pak3, whose product is annotated as serine/threonine-protein kinase PAK 3. The record is from RefSeq and is a predicted model, not a curated record. NCBI's taxonomy places the organism in Eukaryota, Metazoa, Arthropoda, Insecta, Lepidoptera, Pyralidae. Gene Ontology annotation, molecular function: protein serine/threonine kinase activity; ATP binding. Bases 225 to 1715 code for a protein of 496 amino acids. Gene Ontology annotation, cellular component: cytoplasm. Gene Ontology annotation, biological process: protein phosphorylation; regulation of axonogenesis; regulation of MAPK cascade. The transcript is spliced from 2 exons.